CAUAUUCAGGAUACCGACUCAACGAUGGCACAAGACGACAACAGCACCAUGUACCUACAUCAGUAUGACGACAUGUACGCUCUCAAAUAUCGCCCGGCCAUAGUGUUUGUAGCUGUGUGUAUGUUGGUUGGUGUGGUUGGUAACUCGCUGGUCUGCUACGUCUAUCUGCGCAAGUUCAAACCAAGCACAACAAGGUGUUUCAUUGUAACACUAGCAAUCCUGGACAUUCUGAACUGUUCUCUGAGCAUACCUCUUAAGAUCGUACAAAUGAGAUAUCAUGCCACGUUCGGACUGUCCAACUUCUGUAGGGUGUCCACAAUGACUGUCACGCUCUUCUCGUUGGCAUCCGCAGGAGUUCUUUUACCAGUCGCGGUUGACAGAUAUUUAAAGAUAUGCAAACCAUUCGUCAGACAGAUGACAAUCUUCCAUGCAAAGGCAGGUUGUGGGGCGGCGUGUGCAGCGGCGUUGGUUCUAACAAUACCUCCUGCCAUCAUCCAUGGCCCAACAAUUCACUCGCUGCCUCAAGCAAACGCCACCUUUUGUUACCUAGCAGACGGAGAAGGGGGAACUCGUCCCCAUCUGAUAUAUUCUUGUGUUCAGAUAUGUUUGUUUGUAGUGACUGCAGGGGCUCUUGUUGUCAUGUACACAUGUAUAUGGCAUAAGCUGUACAAGCAGAAGAAAGCCUUUCGUCAAAGGAUAAUCGCAGGUAUUUUGAACACUCCAAAGCAUAACAAUACAACCAGAUCGACUGAUGGAACGUCAGAUAAAGGGAAGGGCAUCAGAUCUGCACGGCAGUCAUUCCGUAAAGUAUCGCCAUCCACAGCCUUUGGAGAUGUUUCCAAUUCAAAUCAUGGUUUCGAUGAUUCGUCCGAGACAAGUUGUUCAGAUGUGAAUGACACUUCAGCGAAACCCCAAACACGUUGUGCAGACAAAUGCUCGAACAUAGUGACAUCUACACGAAAUAAGGCUUCAAAACCACAAUCAGGACCCAGAGCGUUGAAAACAACAUUUAUGUUGUUCAUCAUCACAGCUGUAUUCAUCAUCAGCUUCUUACCCCACCUGAUCCUGAUGAUAGCUUCUUUUGUUAAAUCCAACUUUGAGGACUCUUUGCAAGGAGCCGGGAUCAUAACGUAUAAUAUAUUCCUACGGUCCUACUUUUUAAACAGUGCAUUUAACUGCAUUGUGUACAGUUUCUGCAAUGAAAGAUUCAGAAAUGAAACGAAGAAUUUAGUGGUCUCUUGUUUUCGUUGAGACAAACAUGUGAGAUACAAGAUGAAACCAUGGAACAUAGAUAGAAGUUGAACACUUUGUUAAGUGAAAAAACAUUUGGCUGAUAUUCAGUGUGGUUCCAUCUAUGCGUUAAUUGCGAUAAAACUUGGAUGUAUAAACAAUAACAAAGGUUUUCUCAGGACAGGUAGAUGUACUUCUGUACAACGACUAACGAAGAGAAAUAUGAUAUUAUAAUAAUAAUAUAUUGCAUGGAAAAAUGCCACGCUGUUACACACUGGCUUCAUUGAAUACUGCAACCAACCUUUUCUUCAGUCUGAUAUUGAUGCAUGCUGCAGUUGACUCGAAACCAUGACUACGAUUGACAGUCUGUUUUCUUUCACACGUGUGGAUGAGAAACCUAAGUGCGAUAACGUAUCAAACGCGUGAGAUCGCAUCCUAAGUACGUGUCAGGUUUACUCCAUGAUGACCCUAAGGUCAGAUUAUUACGGACUGCUUUUCAUGACACAUGCACGUUUGUCGUGCUUUGGCCCAGUCGAGACGUUAUGAUUUUGUUAAUAAUGUUCUUGAGACUUAUCUAGUUUUCAUUUUCGCCUUGAUAAAUACUAUGUUUAAAGGGAGCGUCAACGUCGAGGGUCACAUGACGUAUGAGUAUUACGUAGUCAGAUGACGUCACAAAUGAUCUUUGUGUUAUGUAUUAAUGCGCUACUGUGAUAAUGAAAAGUGACUAGAAGGUGUCGUUGCAAUUUUAAAACUGUGGUUUUGUGUAAGAAACAGAUUCUGCACCCAUCAGAUUUCAUUUAUCUUU
Haliotis rubra (blacklip abalone) is the source of this 2035-nucleotide messenger RNA. Its product is annotated as orexin/Hypocretin receptor type 1-like. The record is from RefSeq and is a predicted model, not a curated record. Gene Ontology annotation, biological process: neuropeptide signaling pathway. The transcript is spliced from 2 exons. Lineage: Eukaryota; Metazoa; Mollusca; Gastropoda; Lepetellida; Haliotidae. Gene Ontology annotation, cellular component: membrane. Gene Ontology annotation, molecular function: G protein-coupled peptide receptor activity. Bases 25 to 1251 code for a protein of 408 amino acids.